UAAUGUGAAUGCUCUCAUUCCCAUGUUAUGCAUUCCCUGCGGUAGCAUGGGACCUCUUUCACACUAGCCGUUUCUUUUAGCCCUGCAUUUUAACUGUACUAUUGUCUAACAGGUGGCUGAUGUCGCUCUACCCUUUUACAUAUUAUCCCUGGAGUUAUUAUAUGCUUCCUUUCCUUUGCAUGAGCACUUCUUGCACUGCUUUCCUCCUCAUUUAUGUGAUUGCAAAAUAUGUGAGAGAUCAGAGGAGACGAAGAAAAGCCAGACUAUCCCGGGACCAUCUUAAGAAGCUGCCCAUCAAGAAAUUCAAGAAAGGUGAUGAAUAUGAUAUAUGUGCCAUCUGCCUUGAUGACUAUGAAGAAGGCCAAAAGCUACGCAUCCUGCCGUGCAACCAUGCGUAUCACUGCAAAUGCAUCGAUCCAUGGCUUACAAAUAACCGUCGCACCUGCCCCAUCUGCAAGCGCAAGGUCAUCCCUCCCGGCAUGGUCGACUCUGACGAGGAAUCCGACUCCGACGCCGAUGGCUCCCCAAACGAGAACACCCCCCUCCUCUCUGGUGGCUCGCAGUCGGAUAACCUGAUGGAGCGUGGCGCGGUUGGUGGGGUAGCAGAGACGGCGACACCGCCCCCGUCCCCGAUGACAUCCACAGAAGGCGAUGACUACCCGCCCAUCGAAACUCUGAUCAACGUGGACUCUGAUUCCGAUUCUUCGGGAAGCUUCCCCUUGGAGGAAGCCAGAGGAAACAUCCAGGACCCUUCGAAUGUCCUCAGCGUAACUGUGCACUCAGAGAAUGAGAUAGACCCCAGCACGAGCAGUGCUCCCAAAGUCUGAAAAUCCUAAAAUCGAGCAGUGCUAUCAAAGUCUGAAAUCCUCAAAUGUGGGAUGCUUUUAAAUCAAAGGAAUGAACUACUUGAAUCAUCACCAUCUUGAAAUUGAAAGAGAACCUUGAUGAAUGAGGACAACAGACUGGUUAGUAACUUAAUUAAUUGAAUGCACAAGUACGAAGGUGGAUCUAUAGAGAAUUUAUAUACAAUUUUCAUCUUACAUCGUCGUCAUCACAGAAAGUCGUGACUUAUGCCAGUUUAUGGUUCAUCACCUUAUCUGCACCCUCCACCCAUUCUGGGCAACCAGCAGACCGUUUCAUAAAGCUGUUCGUAAGUUAAGAGCGACUUUAAGAACGACUGGUAAACCUUUCUUACGUGCUAAUAAACCAUCGCCAACGAGAAUUUUGGUGUAUACAAUUUACCACAAGAAAGGAUCACCAGUCGUUCUUGAAGUUACUCUUAACUUGCGAACAGCUUUAUGAAACACCCACCAGAUGCCAUGUAAUGGUGACAAAACAUGCAUUGCUUCAUUUCAGCAUAAGAGGAAACACUUGAUUGUCAAAGAUAUCACGAAGAUGCAAUGUGUACAUGUACCUUGCAGACUUUAUAACAAUAGCAUUCUCAGGGCCCUGCAGCAUAACCUAUAUACAAUCAAUUAAUUGCAGCUGUUAGUCUGCGACGGACCAUGUACAAACAGUUGAAGUCAGUUGUGAAUAUAUUUGUAUCUGUGUUACAGGGCCCAGUUGUCACAGUUCUCGUUGAUUGAUUAUUCAGUGCACUUGUCAUUGAAGUAGUGAACUAUGAAAAAGCAUUCAAUUGUAUUUGAAUAUGUGUGAUUCCUAUCAAAUUUUGGGUCUAGUUAUUGACUUUUUGAGAGUUCCAUGAACUAUUUUACCACUCAAACUGUCAUUAAUUAUUAUAUUUGUUGAUUGAUAUUGAUGUUUGAUAAUCUGAACGGGUGAUUGGUCCAAUCCCCAUCGCGUGUCAAGAUAAUUCCUAACAGCAUAACGAAAUUGGGUAGAAAUGCCAUGAAUCCUGACAUCUGACGUCACCAGCCCAGAAUAGUGCCCGAAUCGUAAAGCAACAUAAAUUAUUUACUUUAUCGAUUGUUAAUGAAUUCUCUCUCAAAUUCCUUAGUGUUAUUCACAGUACAUUUCCUAUCUGUUGUUAAUACCAAUGACUGAUAUAAACCGAAUAAGUAUGUACAUGGCUUCCGAUUCCGGAGGUUUGGUGAAACUAAGGUCCCCUCAGUGGCACAAAUGCAACCGUUUCCUUCAGAGCUGCGCCCCUCGGGAAAAUAGUUCACGUUCCGGCGUCACUUCAGGCAUCACUUUGUGUACCUUAGUUCCUACCCCCUCCUCUGGCCGCCGUAUACACUUGUUCACUAGCCCUGACAUCCUUUGCUAAUUAUCACAAAUUGAUCUUUUUUAUGGAAUCACCCAUUGGUUUGAUAAUAAUAAUGUAAAGAGUUGCAGCGGCACUCGAAAGCUCGUGAACUUGUAAGCUAGUGAACACUUUUUGUGAGAGUGAUCACGAAUUUCCUUGUUGACCAUAGUAGAUUGCGAGACAAAUGAAUACCCUCUAGCGAUUAUUUCAUUCCGCAAUAAUGAACCUAUUUAGUAUUAAUAAUAAUGUAGUUCUAUAUAGCGCAUUUCAGACCUGUUAAGACUCUCAGUGCAUUUUACAGAAGUAAUAUGGUUUAUGGUUUUCUUCUGGCUACAUAGAGCUCCUUUUAAAAUGGAACAUUCCCCCUGUGGACGUUUGGUAAGGCACAAAAUUGCUUGAAAAAAGAGCAUGCAAAAAGACUAGGUGAUCUUACACCUUGUGUUUCAUUUUUACAUUAGUCUUCUGUAUAAAUGUAUAAUGUACUAUGUACAUGUAUAAGCUACUUUCAGACUGUACGAUGAACAUAAUUUAAUGUUCAGUAUUGUUGAACGAACUGCUUUAUUAUCAGAUGAGAAAAGUUAUACAUGUAUAUUUGAUUUCUGCCUUUUGCAUUACGAUCCACAAUACAUGCAUAUAUACAUGUAGAUAUACUAUCUUCACCUUAUUAUCAUGAAAUAUAUAGAUUGGCACAGUAGGCCUACGUGAAUUAUAUAAGCUCAUUUUCUAGAUGCAGAAUGAUACUGAUAUGCAAGAGGAAAUGAGAGGGCUAAAGUACCAUUUUUUUUGCUUAUUAGGAACUCAAAAAAGUUUUGGCUUUUUUGUGGGGUGGGGGUGUAUACGUGAGUGAUAACUGGGCAUUAGCAAUGACUUUGAUUUCCGAUACAUUGAUGUAAUGGGAUGACGAACCCACAUUUUUAUGAAGAUCUAGGUUCUGCAGCUGCUUCUAAUGCUGAUGAUUGUAAAAAUAAAAUACAAUGGUGCAGUCAUGAAAAUUUUGAUAGUAAUAUAGUUAGUGUAAUUAUGACUCAAAUCAUGGAGAUGAUUAGAGUAAAAGUACAAAGUAAUGAUUAUAAUAAUAUUAAUAAUUGAAAAAAGUCAAUGUUGAUUGUUCUAAUGAUACUGAUCAUAAUAGAAAUAAAGGGUACUUGUUUUGCAUUUUUGUCUGCAUGACUAGGCUCGCUUUAUACCCCAUUCAUCAUCAACCAUUUAAUUUCAAUUGCCACUGUGGCUCCAUUCCAUAGCAUAGCAUUUUAAGAAAUCACAUGUGAGCUUUAACACUCAUAUUUUCGAUAAAAAGGGAUUAUGAAACAACAAUUCUCAUUGGCUACUGCUCAGCGUUUUCAACAAAGUGUGCAUGCAAUGAUGAUAUUGAUUGGCCAUUGCAAGUUUUGUGAUUGAUUGGUAUGAAGGCUUACGCUUUGCGUAGCAUAUGCUUAUCUUAUACUGUAUGUAUGUCCUCUGUUUUUCCACCACGAGCAGGUGUAUCAGAAUAUGUGAACUAAUGCCUUGCCAAAGGACUGGGUGCUAUAGCAGGAGAGUGAUUCACCAUCAGCUAAAAUCAAUUUCUAAGAAUCAAUUAUAUGAAAUUUCAUUGGUCUACAGGUCCUUGAAAUUGAUUUAAGUGAUUAAUGAAUCACCACCCUCAGGACUCUUAAAAAAUGUGAGCCGUAAAAUCAAAAGUCCAGGGGCUAGUAUCACAGAGCCGAACAAUUGAUAAUACUGUAGGAGUGGAUGUUUUCACUGUUGACUGCAAUGAUAGUUAAUCAAUCUCUAAGUAUUGUGUAAAAUGUGUCAUUAGACCUCCGCACCCAUCGUCAUCAACAAGAAGACUAUUGAAAUUACAUGUGUGUUGAUAUAUUUUUGUAAAGCAUUUUUUAUUGUGUGAUACGUGUUUUCUCAAAUAUUACUACACCGUUGGAGGAAAUUAUCAGUACGACCCUUCAAAUACCAUUGAUUUAUUUAAAUUGCAGUUAAACCAAAUAAACCAAUCCCUGUUGGUCCCAGUUCACAAAGGUUGUUUUGAAUCUGUGAUCUGAAACCAGGGUUUAUGUAGAUUUCAUGCUUUAAUUACGCCUAAAUUAGUGAUACUUUCUUCCAAUGAUGCUUGUAGGACUAGGCCUGUUUAUCGAUCAAUGGAAAUAUACUGUAUGGUCCACACCAUCAGCUUCAAGUAGUUUCAUGUGGCAAGACAGAGAAUUCAUUACUGAUACCCGAUGUUGUACACAAACACAGCAUCGUCAAGCCUGUUCUUUAAAGGACAAGUUCACCCCAACAAAAAGUUGGUUUUAAUAAAAAGAAAAAUCCAACAAGCAUAACACUGAAAAUUUCAUUAAAAUCGGAUGUAAAACAAGAAAGUUAUGACAUUUUAAAAUUUCGCUUAAUUUCACAAAACAGUUAUAUGCACAUCCUGGUCAGUAUGCAAAUGAGGGGACUGAUGACAUCACUCACUCACAAUUUCCUUUGUAUUUUAUUAUAUGAAAUAUGAAAUAUUCUAAUUUUCUCCUCAUUGUCUUGUGAAACAAAGUUAUUCCUCCCUGAACAUGUGGCAUUACCAUUGUUAUAAUAUUUCAUGGUUCAGUUAAGUUGGUCCUUGAUGUCAAAUUGGUAAAAAUUGAAAUAUUGUGAUGGACACCAUCGACUCUCUCAUUUGCAUGUCACUGAGUCGUGCAUAUACAUGUAACUGUUUUGUGAAAAAUAAGCGAUACUUUAAAAUGUCAUAACUUUCUUGUUAUACAUCCGAUUUUGAUCAAAUUUUCAGCAUUAUGCUUGUUUAAUUUUUCUCUAUUCAAAUCAACAUUUUUCUGGGGUGGACUUGACCUUUAAAGAAUUUACCGAAGGUGCUGAGACCACGUUUUCUGGUAGACUGUUCCAAGAACUUGUUACCUGAUUUAAGAAAGAGAACAGUAAUGGAGGCAUGCUUUUUUUUAACACGGCGCUAAAUUCGCACUUGUUACUAGGAUUCGAGCAGUAAUGAGCCUACGGUCAUGAAUUAAUGAGCUCACUGUUUAUAUGUAAAUUAAUUUAAAUAAACAAUUGGAUCAUUGUUGCUGAAACCAUAGUAACAAGUGUGAUUGUGACAGAAGUGUGCUUUCAUUAUUUAACUCUCUCAUAUGCACUCUAAAUUUUAAGCAAAUUUAAUGCAGUAUUACCUUAGCUAUGGCUUCAGACCACAGACACAAAACUGCCUUUGUGACUCCAAGGCUUUCAGUCCAUCUUUAUUCAUUAAAUAAGGAGUAUAGUACUAAGUGCCUAGUGAUGUUUACCGAUUGUACAAUAGCGAUUACUUUUGUUUUUUUCUUUUGCUUGUUAUAUUUACUUGCUUACAUUAAGAAUGUUUAUAUGACCAUAUAUUUGAUAUGAAUUUGAAGAACAUGUUUAACCAUCCGCCUGAAAAAUGUAUGCAUGACUUUACGAACCUCUGGAAUGUAAAAUGGCAACAAGUGAGUGCGGAAUUUUCGCCUACAGUGAGUAGUCUGCUGUGCAAACCUCUUGCUCGAGAAUGGAAACGGCAAGUUUUAAAUAUGCUAUUUUGGGUGAAGACCCACUUGAUCAAAGUUUCAAUCAGGUUCUGUGCCUGCAGACUAUGCAGUGAGUGUCAUGAAUUAUGAGCAUACAUGUGCUUUCAUACAAGUAAUUUCAUCCUGACAUGUAUUGUGGCAAAUAUUAUACAUUGCACUAUACUUUUUUGUAAUCAGUGACAAAUGCUAAAUCUCGAUUGCUCUUAACUCGAUGUAUCACUGAGAACCUUGUUAGCUUGUCAUACUCCAGUUGUUUAUAAAGUCUCUGUGAAAAAGGCUCUGGAGCCUCCAUGCUCAUGUGAAAUAUAGGUCCAGGGGACCGUUUCAUCAACAUUUUUGUCUGGCAAGUUGUCAGAUCUGACAUCUUUCCUUGAUUCUGAUUGGCUGAGAGGCACUGUUACUAUAGUAACUGUCGGAUCAAAUGGGACUUGUCGGAUAAAACGUCCGACAAGUCCUUUCAUGAAACGCUCCCCUGGUGGAUGGUUUCUCUAAAUUUACUGUAUACAUCUUCAAUGGUUUCAUGACAUUUGCUCCGGCGACAAUUGCUCCGAUGGAAAGUCUACACGUUAAACAUGAAAUCUAACCUCCAAUCCGAAUAAACCCUAAUCCUCAUCUUUACAUUAUUCUGAACCAAACACUCUAUUACAAUCCCAACUCUAACCCUAUGCCCUCUGAGAUAUUAAGACCGGAGCAAAUGUCGCAGGAGCAAAUGAUGUGUCAUCAUCUGUACAGUAUGUCUACAGUGAAAAAAAUGAUUUUAUUUUUGUGUACUUGUAUAUUAUGGAUUGGAACUGUGUGUAAUAUUUAAAAAAGAUAUUGAAUUGGAUUUAAUCGAGUUGUGCAUAUCACCUAUAUCGACCCAAGAUGACUUUAUUUUCCGAGCUGUAAACAGAGGUGAUGUGUGUUCUCUGAAGGUUUUCAUGUUGGAGAAUGAAUCAAUAACAGUGUGUAGGUCUCUGGACAUGUGCAGUUAGUUACAUUGAUGUCAGGGGUCCGUCUUACAAAGAGAUACGAUUGAUCUGAUCAACAUCAACUAUGGAAAGCCAGCAACACCAACAUCUAAAACGCAUAUUAGUUCAAAAUGUUUUCUAGAAAUUGUGUAUGUAUAUAUAUAUAUAUAUAUAUAUAUAUAUAUAAUUGUUGUCUGGACAACGAGUAUACUCCUUGGUUACAACAAGACAUUUUGCAAAUUUCCUGUAGGAAAAAUUAUGACAUUGAUGGAUUUCCAUAGAGUUGAAGUUGAUGAGAUUAAUCACAACUUUUUGUUAGACGGGGCCCUAGAAUUGUCUGGUACCUAUUAAUUUAGCAAAUGCACACACCGUCACAGAGAAAUACAUUUACACGUUUAUGUGCAAUUGAUACACAGAGGGAAAGAUAUAAGUGAUAUGGAUCUUGUGAAUCACAUUAUAAAUGUACAGCUAGAUUUGCUGAUUUUGCCUUGAGAUGGACUGGCUAAAAUUUUAUUUAAAUAAUAUAUAUAUUUGAUUACAGCAAAUGAGUAAUAUUGAGUUCAUGUACCCAGUUAUUUACAUAAUUAUGUGCUUGUAUUGAUAUUCGAUUUAUUGAUAUUGAGAAUAGUUAAAAGAAGGCUCCUGUUUCGGGGAAGAUGAGCACAAUUUAUUUUCAUGCUUUUUUAAUAGAAUAUAAGAAGAAAAUUGUUGACGGCAGACGAUUGUGUAUCAGAUGCUCUAGCAUCAAUAAUAUGUCGGAAAGCAGCUGAAAUGUUUUGGCAGAAAGUUUUGUUUGUAGUACAUGUAACUCACAGCUAAAUUGCAUUGUUUCUUUUUUCAUUUUAAGUGAUUGCAAUUUAUACCGAUCACUUUGACACACUUUCUUACACAAUACAAUCUUAUUACUGGAACUUAAUUAGAGAUCUCUAAAGGAGAAACUGUUGGGAUGUGAACAAUACUUCAAAAUGAACAAGAAACAAAGAUUCAUUUGAUUGACAGAUGCAAUGGUUAUAUGAAGUGAAAUGUAGCCCUUGUAGAGAGAAAGCGAGAAUGUUUUUUUUCAACUCAUUCUUCACAAGGAGUCAUAUUUAUGAUGUCUGAUCAAUGUAUUUUAUUUUAAGAGAGCAUAUGUGAUGUUUAUGGAAGUUACAUGUAACACUCACUGAAUCUGUCAUACAUAAAUAACUUUAUGGUAAGAAAUGCCAAUUUUGUCUAGAUGAGAAUUUGAAUGAACUUGGCAAAGCAGAAAGAUUUGACUGAUCAGAGUGUAGUUUAUUUUGUGAGAAAAACAUACUCAUAAAAGGCUAAGCAACAACAAAAUAUGAAAUUGGCAAGCUAUUAAAUAAACCAGCAUUUUGUACAGCAAUGGUUUCCCCUCUUUUUUUUAAUAUACUUGAUUAAAUUGAAAAAAAAAUCAACAAUUGCGUAAUGAAUUAGUUUCAAAUGUCAGAUUAUGGCAAUGUUCUUGUCUUUCUUUUUCCCCCUCCUAUUUUAAAGACAGUUUAUACACACCAGACAUAUUGAAUUAUUUUUUUUUUAAAGUUGCAGGAUUGCACUGCCGUUUAUGAAAUUUACAUUAUUUGUUUUAUAAGUUAGUAUUGAUGAACAACAUAACUCAUAUUUUCUACAUUAUAUGCAAUGGUAUUAUGUACUCUUGUGGUAAGUCCACUUCUAACUGUAUCAAGGAAUGUAAUCCUAUCAUUUCACAGAUGUACAAAUAAAGAAAAUCAUAAAAAGUA
Molecule: messenger RNA, 8413 nt
Organism: Lytechinus pictus (painted urchin)
Lineage: Eukaryota; Metazoa; Echinodermata; Echinoidea; Temnopleuroida; Toxopneustidae
Product: E3 ubiquitin-protein ligase RNF13-like
Exons: 4
Coding region: 120-827 (235 amino acids)
Cellular component (GO): cytoplasm; nucleoplasm
Source: RefSeq, a predicted model, not a curated record